Saitoella complicata NRRL Y-17804 is the source of this 8028-nucleotide messenger RNA. Its product is annotated as ARM repeat-containing protein. The transcript is spliced from 2 exons. Gene Ontology annotation, biological process: regulation of translation; cellular response to amino acid starvation. NCBI's taxonomy places the organism in Eukaryota, Fungi, Ascomycota, Saitoellomycetes, Saitoellales, Saitoellaceae. The record is from RefSeq and is a predicted model, not a curated record. Gene Ontology annotation, molecular function: protein kinase regulator activity. Gene Ontology annotation, cellular component: cytosol. The coding region runs from base 1 to 8007 and encodes 2668 amino acids.
AUGGCCGACGACGAAGUUAAUUCUUCGCUAAACGGCAAGCCCGACUUCGAUUGGGAGGAUUUUGGCCGUGAUCUGCGGAGAUCGCAGCCUGCGGUCAGGAUCGCUGCCAUUACACAUAAGUUAAUACCCUUUAUUAAGAGUGAAGAUUUCACGGCUCAAGAUUUAGUUCUUUCAUUGAAGUCGCUCUUCGGAACUUACCCAUCAUACGUCGACAAAGGAUCGAGAAGCGCCGUUACCCGUGCCUUCGCCGCCCUCAAUGAACGCAACUCGGCAGUUUUUUUUACCAAGAUCAUCCCAGCUAUCAAGAAAGAGUCAGCGAAGGCCUCUACCGGAGCAAUCGCCGCCUCAAACGCUUUCGCCCUACUCGAAUGGAUCAACGACCUGAUCGUGUUGGCGUCCACGUCAGAGGAAGCCUUCAGCAAGGUUUCUGGAGAUGCUAUCAUUGCGCAGGCGACGUUGUUGGAAGCGUGUAUGUCGUACGAGAGCAAGGAGGGUAUUAGGAAGGGCGCCCUACAGAGUACGAGGGCUGCGAUGCGGGCGUUGUUCAGAUUACCGGAAGGACGUGGCGCGCAGAUUGUCCAGCAGUACGUCGAGACUCUUGUCGCUGGAGGUAACCCAACGAAUGCUGUUGCGCUCGGUGUUGUCGCUGGCGUUGCGUCGCACCUUACUGUCACCAGUGCGCCGAAGGAGAAGGUCGAGGAGCUGAAUGGACAGUACUACACCUACUUCACCAAGGUUCUCUUGGCGUCCAAGACACAUGUACCAAGACAUAUCGCCGAGGGUCUCGGUGAUUUCUUCAAGGGGUUUACCACCAGUGAAGACUUCGUGGGACAGCUCGCGACUCCGUUGAAGAACUCUCUUCUUCGUGCACCGGAUAUGGUUCUCAACAGCCUUGCCGGACCAGUAUUCACCUCCUUGCGAGAGUCUAUCGACCCAUCCGAGGCCCUUAACACUGCCCUUCUCACUCCGAUCCUGAACGGUUUGAAGAGCUCUAACACCAGCACGCGUGAAGGUGCGCUCAAGACUCUUCAGGCCGUCCUUCCUCUCUGCAAGAACGAAGAAGGUGCAGCCAAGGUCGCAGCCUCCAUCGCUGAGAACUUGAAGCCUGGGAAGCUCGCGUCUGCCGAACACCGCACUACCUACGCUCGCAGCUUGUCUUUCCUUCCACCCUCCAUUUCUCUCGCCAAGACUGUACCAUCAUCUCUACUCGCCGGUAUCGCAAAGGAGGCUAACGAGCAGGCGCUCGUUGCUGAGGUGAAGGCUGCUAUGGGAUGUGUCUCUUGGGGAUUGAAGAACGGUGUGGCUGUCGAGAAUGAUGUCGCCGCUGCCGUCGUCAAGGGCUUCGCCGACAAGAAGGGAGCCGUCAAGAGCGUUUGGUUGUCCACUACUGCUGCUGCACUGUGGGAUGCCGGUGUCUCUCCCUCAGCGGAGGUCCUGGAGUUCGCUCGCGCUGUUGCGAAGCCUUUGCUCGAUGCUGGGAGGGCUGCGUCUGCUGACGCAUUGAAGGCGGUUCAGGACGGUGGCGUUGUUGCUGCUUAUGCUGGUACCGCCGUCGGUCUUGGAAGGUUUGCGCAAUGGAAGGAGCUUGAGGUUGACACUGCGGGUAUUGCUGCGGCUGCUUUGACUUUGUCUCCUAAACCCUCAUAUCUUUUGUACGACCGUGUGUUUACCAAGCUCGCGUCUCCCGAGGACCAUACCUGGUUUGCGAGAGCCUUGCAGACCGUCGCAGAACAUGCGUCGGAGAAGCAGUUCAAGGCAGCCGGUGCCGCUUGGUCUCAGUCCAUGAUCUACGCCAUCACUGCUCCGUCUGUGUCCCACGAGGUUAAGGCGAUCGCGCAGGAGUCUCUGAAGGCAUGCUACUUGGCCCGUCCCGCGCUCGUUUCUGCAGAAAUCGCUUCGGGAGUCUGGUCAUGGCUCGUGCAGCUCGACGAGGCUCGCAAGGAGGGACCCGCUGCCUCUGCAGGUGUGCAGUCCUUGAACAACCUCCACAGCGUUCUCAUCUCAAUCUGCCCUAACACCGACGCCGCUGUCGAUCAGGAAAUUUUGCAGCAGCAGAUGGUUGACCUCGCGGUUGUUGCGCAUCACCCUCUGCUCAAGGUCGGCAAGAGGAACUUGUGGAUUGAGUUGUGCUUGAGGGUAGGUGUUGAUCCUGGUGUGUUGGUGGCUACCAGGGCAGAGGAAUUGGUUCUUACUGUCGAGGUCGUUCUUAGCCAAAACAGCCCUGACAACGCUGCUCGUGCCGCUGCUUUGCGCACGGUCGAGACCCUUGGUUUCGUUACCCCUGACGCAUCUUUGCCAUUGUUGAUCGAGGCAUUCAAGCGUGACUUGCAACCCGAAUCUUAUAGAUGGAUCGGCGUUGACGAGGCAGGAAUUUGGAGCACCAAGGAGGGAUCCCUCUUCGUGGAUGUUCUCGACAAGUCGAAGAAGGAAAUCAACAAGGGUAACACCAAGGACUACGAGACUGCCAAGUGGGAAGCUGAGCUCCGUGCUCAGAUUGCGCAAAAGAAGACUGAGAAGAAGCUCACCAAGGAGGAGCAGAUACUCGUUAACCAGCAGUUGGCGAAGGAGAAGGAGAUUCGUGCCAAGGUGCAAGACGUAUAUGUGACUGUUCGUCGUGGAUUGGGUAUUAUCAAGACUCUUGCAUCCAGCAAGAUUGUUGGCGCAGCAGCUUGGAUGGGUUCUGCCAUCGAAUCAUUGCUUGGACCUGCCUUGCAGCAGGUUGGACUCAUCGUUGGUGACGAAGCUGUCCUGACAUACUUGGAGUGUUCCGAGCAGGCGACCGGCCGUCUCGGUACUACAGCCAAAUUCGUUGGUGUUGCUACCCUUCGUGCUAUGGGAGUACCCUAUAUCCCGGCCGAGCUCCGUGAAGAGCUUUUGAAGGACCUCGCUACUCGUGUGCUCUUCCGCUUGCGCUUUGCCGGUGAGCAGCGCCCCUUUGACGACGUUACUCUGACUUACGCCCUGCCGUUGAUCAUCGCAACCAUCAACAACGGCGGUACGGGAACUACGGCUCAGGAAGAGGUUGAGGAGCAGAUCCUCCUUGCCGUGGAGACUAUCACCACGCACGCGGAAAACUUCAAGAACGCCUCUUUGCCUCGCCAAAACGUCAUUGAUGCGUUGCUGUCGAUCCUCAAGAACCAGCCCGCUCACUACAAUGCUGCGAAGGCCUGUCUUGCCGAGAUCUGCCAGGGUCUUGCUGAGAACAUCUCGAGCGCUGAGCGUGAUGCGCUUUUGCGUGGUGCUUCGUCAUCGGAGGUUUCUGUUCGCACCGCUGUCCUCCAGGCUCUUAAGCCCCUGGACCUCACUACCAUCGACUUCAGUGAGGAGUUGUGGAUGGCUUGCCACGAUGAGACUGAGGCUAAUGCCCAGAUCGCCAUCGAGCUCUGGAACGAGAACGCAAUGGAGGUUAACGAGGAGUCGCCCGCCGCUCUCCUCAAGCAUGUCGUUUCUGACAACGCAUAUGCUCGUCGUGCAGCGGCUUUUGCUCUUGCUGAGGCAUCCGAGCAUUUCCCUGCUACUGUCAGUGAGACCGUCACUUCCUUGCAGACUUUGUACCGAGAGAAAGCCAAGCCUUUGGUACCUGUUUACGAUGAGUACGGUAUGAUCAAGCCUGCAUCCUUGAACCAGAAGGACCCAUGGGAGGCACGUGUUGGUGUGGCAUUGGCUCUCAAGAACCUUGCUCCUCUUUUCACUGCUCAAGAUCUUCGAGCUCUCGUCAGCUUCUUGGUUGAAGAUGAAGCCCUUGGAGAUCGUCAUGCAUCCGUUCGCCAGGCCAUGCUUGAGGCCGGUAUCGCCGUUAUCUCCAUCCACGGCAAGGCACAGGUCGAGGAGUUAUUGCCUCAAUUCGAGAAGUACUUGUCAGGUUCCUCUGCUAAUGAGACUCAAGACCUGGUCCGCGAAUCUUGCGUCAUCUUGUUCGGAGCCGCUGCUCGCCAUCUUGAAUCAACUGACAAGCGUAUCCCCAACGUUGUCACUCAGUUGUUGGAAACCUUGAAGACUCCCUCCGAGGCUGUUCAGACCGCUGUUGCUGACUGUUUGCCUCCUCUUGUUAAGUCUAUUGAGAAGGAGGUUCCCAAGCUCAUCGACAGUUCGCUUGCACAGCUUUUCGAGGGUGAGAAGUACGCCGAGAGGCGUGGUGCUGCGUACGGUUUGGCAGGUGUUGUCAAGGGUCGCGGUAUUGCUAUUUUGCGCGACAGCCAGUUGAUGUCUGCUUUGCGUGAAGCAUUCGAGGAUCGCAAGGAGUCCAAGAGGCGUCAAGGUGCAGUCUUCGCUAUUGAAACCAUGUCUCUCAUCCUUGGCAAGUUCUUUGAACCUUACGUGAUUCAGACCUUGCCAUCACUCUUGGGAACUUUCGGUGACAGCGUUGCCGAUGUUCGAGAGGCCACCCAGGAUGCCGCAAGGGUCAUCAUGGGUAGAAUCAGUGGACACUGUGUUAAGCUCAUCUUGCCUUCCCUGUUGUCCGGUCUUGAUGACACUCAGUGGAGAUCCAAGAAGGGUUGUAUCGAAAUGUUGGGUGCUAUGGCCUACUGUGCGCCUAGGCAGCUUUCUAUCUCUUUGCCUACUAUCGUCCCGCGCUUGACCGAAGUCAUGACUGACAGUCAUGCCCAGGUCAGAAACGCAGCCAACGAAAGUUUGUUGCGUUUCGGAGAGGUUAUCAACAACCCCGAAAUUCAAGAGCUUGUGCCUCUUCUGCUCAAGGCUCUUAGCGACCCUAACAAGUACACCGAUGAUGCACUCGAGAAGCUCUUGAAGACGGCGUUUAUCCACUAUAUCGACGCGCCUUCUUUGGCUUUGCUCAUGCCCAUCUUGUCUCGUGGUAUGAGGGAAAGAUCUGCUACAACCAAGAUGAAGGCUGCGCAGAUUUUCGGAAACAUGGCCAGUCUUACGGACCCCAAGGAUUUGGUGCCUUACCUCGAGCAAUUCUUGCCUCUUGUCAAGGACGUUCUCGUGGAUCCUGUGCCGGCCACUCGUUCCACUGCCGCCAAGGCUCUUGGUACAUUAGUGGAGAAGCUCGGCGAGCACAACUUCCCUUCUCUCCUGUCGGACCUCUUCGUCAUUCUCAAGUCAGAGCACAGUGGUGUGGAUCGUCAAGGUGCCGCUCAAGGUCUCUCCGAGAUCUUUGCUGGUCUUGGUAUGGACCGCCUGGAGGCUGUCUUGCCGGAAAUUCUCAUUGGAACGGAGAACACCAAGUCAUACGUCAGGGAGGGUUACAUGUCUCUCUUGGUCUACCUUCCUGCCACUUUCGGAAACAGAUUCCAGCCAUACCUCGGAAGAACCAUUCCUCACAUUUUGUCCGGACUUGCGGACGACUCCGACUACGUACGCGAAGCGUCUUUGCGCGCCGGCCGCAUGAUUGUCAACAACUAUGCCACUAAGGCUGUCGAUCUCUUGUUGCCCGAGCUCGAGCGUGGUCUCUUCUCCGAGAAUUGGCGCAUUCGUCUCAGUUCCGUGGAACUCCUCGGAGACUUGCUCUUUAAGAUCACGGGUAUCAGCGGCAAGACCGAGCUCGACGAAGGAGAGGAAGAAGAGCACAUCGACCACCGUAAGCUCUUGUCCGAGAUUCUCGGUCAGGAACGUCGCGACCGUGUCCUUGCGGCUCUUUACAUCAUUCGCCAGGAUUCUUCUGGUAUGGUUCGCAGUGCUUCCGUUGCUGUUUGGAAGUCAUUGGUAUCCAACACUCCAAAGGUUGUGAAGGACAUCAUGCCUGUGAUGACUUCGAUCAUCAUUCGCAACCUUGCCAGUUCAGCGUACGAGCGCAAGAAGGUUUCUGCAUCCACCCUUGGAGAUAUCGUCCGCAAGCUUGGCGAUUCCGUUCUCGCACAGCUCUUGCCUGUAUUGCUCGAGACCUUGGAGAAUGGCGACGGAGAGACCAAACAGGGUGUUUGCGUUGCUCUCUGCGAGAUUAUGGAGAGCACAAGCGCCGAAACCUUGGAGGACCACGAAGAUCUCCUCAUCGCCGCCGUCCGAUCAAGUAUCGUCGACCACGACGCCGACGUCCGCGAGCACGCUGCUAGGGCGUUCUCGCUCUUGCAGCAGAUUUUGGGUAGCAAGGCUGUUGACCAGAUUCUCCCUAGUCUUCUCAGCUUGCUUCAGUCGGGCGAGAACUCUCAGAAUGCGCUUGCUGCUUUGCGUGACCUCAUGGAGCUUCGCUCUAAUGUUAUCUUCCCUGUCCUUAUUCCUACCUUGAUCUCUGUGCCUAUCAGUGCUUUCAACGCCCGCGCGUUGGCAUCGCUUGCUGAGGUUGCAGGAGCUUCUUUGACCAAGAGGUUGACCGCCAUCAUCAAUGCCCUCGUGGACUCUCUUGUUUUGGAGAAAGACGAAGACGUUGUUGCUGAGCUUAACUCUGCUUUCGACACCGUCAUUCUUGCGAUCGACGGUGCUGAGGGUAUCAACACCUUGAUGGCGUUGAUGUUGGGUCUUAUCAAGAAUGAGAUCGCUGCCAAACGUGCUCUUGCCUGUAACCACAUGACACGCUUCUUCGCGGAGACUGAGGCAGACUACUCGAGAUACGUGCAAGACUGGAUCCGCGUGUUGCUGGUUCUCUUCAACGACCGCGACCAGGGCGUUGUCAAGGCUGCCAACGAAGCACUCGCUGCUCUCACAAAGGCCGUCAAGAAAGAGGACAUGGAAGCACUUGUCGUCCCUGCGCGCAGGUCUAUCCAGGCUGUUGGCUAUGCGGGCGCGGACCUCCCUGGAUUCUGCUUGCCCAAGGGUAUCAACGCUAUCCUUCCUAUCUUCCUUCAGGGUCUGAUGUUUGGAAACAUCGAUCAGAGGGAGCAAUCUGCGUUGGCGAUGGCUGAUAUCGUUCAGCGGACGAGUGCAGACGCAUUGAAGCCCUUCAUCACCCAGAUUACUGGUCUCAUGAUUCGUUCCAUGAGUGAAAAGCUUCCUGGCGCCGUUCGUGCGGCCAUUCUGCACACGCUCAAUGUGCUCUUAGACAAGGUGCCUGCGCUCUUGAAGCCCUUCUUGCCUCAGUUGCAGCGUACCUUCGCCAAGUGUCUUGCCGAUGUCGACAGUGAGGUUGUCCGUACUAGGGCUGCACAGGCCCUCGGUACACUCAUCACCCUCCAGACUCGUGUCGACCCGCUUAUUGCCGAGCUUGUUGCUGGUGCUCGUACACCCGACGAGGGUGUCCGUCUUGCCAUGUUGAAGGCCAUCUACCAAGUCGUCAGCAAGGCUGGUACCGGCAUGAGCGAGGUGUCCAAGAAGGCCGUCAUGGCAUUAGUGGAGGAGGGAUUGCAAGAUCCUUCGCAGAAGACGUCUAUGCUUUGCGCCAAGCUCUACGGAGCAACCGUCAAGAUCUUUUCUCCAGAGGAGGCUGCCGGUUCAAUCCGCAACCAGUUGUCAGGCGUGGGUUUGACGAGGCCGUCUACGCUUUGUCUUAACUCGCUGUUGCUUGAAUCACCAGCAGCUGUUACUGCUUCUGGCAUGGUCGGCGAGGUUGCUGAUAUCAUCGCCCGUGGUAUCAAGUCAACGGAUGCUGUUGUUUCGGAGAAUUCUGUUCUUGCUGCUGGUAAAUACUUGCUGCAAGAGGAGAUUCCUAAGGAGGCUGAGCAGAUCGAGUCUAUGUUAGAUACUUUGGCGGCAGCAGUGACCGACUCUGCUUCAGGAAGUACCGACAGCCAGAGAUUGUCAUUGGUAACAAUCACAACCUUGGCUCGCAAGCACUACGAGAUGGUCGAGCCACACGUGCAGAAGCUCGCUCCAGUCAUGUUCUCCCAACUACGAACAAUGGUCAUCCCCGUGAAGCUCGCCGCUGAGCAAGCAUGGAUUGCAUUGUUUAGAAUGGUCGCGGACGGAGAGGAGCACAUUGACAAGUACAUCGCAACGCUACAGGGUACGGACGCUAGAAGAAUAGGUGACUACUCAAAGAGAGUAGCAAGCAAGUUGGCGGCGGCUGAGAGGGAAAGAAUCGAGGCUGGUGGAGAUAGAGCACCCGAGCAAGAAGAUUUGGAGGAGAUCAUGAGCGUAGGAGGAGUCCAAGGAGCUCAGCAUUUUGAUGACUGAUGAGUAAAAAAGUCGGUAGGG